This is a messenger RNA of Ceratitis capitata (Mediterranean fruit fly), 1963 nucleotides long. Its product is annotated as maltase A1. The coding region runs from base 89 to 1846 and encodes 585 amino acids. Lineage: Eukaryota; Metazoa; Arthropoda; Insecta; Diptera; Tephritidae. Gene Ontology annotation, biological process: carbohydrate metabolic process. The record is from RefSeq and is a predicted model, not a curated record. The transcript is spliced from 5 exons.
GAAACAAACGAUCUUGACGUUUGAAACGCCUAUAAAUUGAUACCGAACGCGUAUUGACGUUAGUAAUAAAUUACUUCCCGAAAACUUGAUGAUGGGAAAAACUAUCGGACUACUUCUAAUUGCCUUCGCUCUUUGUCAACUGAGUCGCGGCGAACGGGACUGGUGGGAAAAUGGUAAUUUCUAUCAAAUCUAUCCACGCUCCUUCAAGGAUAGCAAUGGCGAUGGUAUUGGUGAUUUGAUUGGUAUUCUCGAAAAACUGGACUACGUUAAGGAUAUUGGCAUGAAUGGCGUGUGGCUUUCUCCCAUUUUUCAAUCUCCAAUGGCUGAUUUCGGCUACGACAUUUCGGAUUACACGAAAGUGCAGCCCGAAUAUGGCACUUCGGAGGAUUUAUUGGCCUUAAUCGACAAGGCGCACAGCCUCGGCUUGCAUCUUAUCCUCGACUUUGUACCGAAUCACACUAGUGACGAGCACGAAUGGUUCCAACGCUCCAUUGCCAAUGAUUCUUAUUACCGCGACUUCUACAUCUGGCAUGAUGGUGUGAUUAAUGCCACAACUGGCAAACGUCAGCCGCCAAGCAAUUGGAUCUCACAAUUUCGCUAUUCCGCUUGGGAAUGGAAUGAGCAGCGCCAGCAAUAUUAUCUCCAUCAGUUUGGUGUGAAGCAACCCGAUCUGAAUUACCGCAAUCCAAAUGUUGUAGAAGAGAUGAAUAAUGUGUUGCGUUAUUGGUUGGCGCGUGGUAUUGAUGGCUUCCGCAUUGAUGCUGUGCCCUUCCUCUUCGAAGCGGACAUUGAUCCCGCCACCGGCACUUAUCCCGAUGAACCAGUAAUUGCUGACACAAGCUCCUGCCCCGACCCAGAUGAUUGGUGUCAUUUGAAUCACAUCUACACCAACUCCCUGCCCGAGAUUUUCAACAUAGUCUACCAGUGGCGUAAGGUUGUCGAUGAGUGGAAACGCGAGCACAACACAGACACUAAAGUGCUACUCACGGAGGCCUACACCAGUUUCGAAAACUUAAUGCGCAUGUACGGCGAUGGCGUACAUAACGGUUCGCAUAUACCAUUCAACUUCGAGAUGAUGGCUGAGCUGAACAACAAGAGCACGGCCAGCGACUACGACUACUAUGUGCGCCAUUGGUUGGACAAUAUGCCGGCGGGUGUGUAUGCAAAUUGGGUGCUUGGCAAUCAUGACAAUCCCCGUUUGGCUUCGCGAUUUGGCGCACAACGUGCUGAUCUAAUGAAUAUCUUCCUGCAAACGCUUCCUGGCAUUGCGGUCACCUACAAUGGUGAGGAGUAUGGCUUGGAGGAUGGAUAUGUGUCAUGGGAGGAGAGCGUAGAUCCACAAGCAUGCAACGCUGACCCUUCCACAUAUCUGAAGUAUUCACGUGAUCCGGAGCGUACGCCCUUCCUGUGGGACAACACGAAAAAUGCCGGCUUCAGCACAGCGGAUCGCACCUGGCUGCCUGUAGGUCAGUCAUAUGAGACGAACAAUAUCGAGGCACAGUACGCUGCCGAUAAUAGUCACUUGAAGAUUUUCAAAACCCUAACGAAAUUGAGGAAGUCCGAGCCUGCUUUCACCGAUGGUGACUACAAGUCGGCGGUGGGCGACGGUUGGUUGGCCUACGCGAGGAAAGCUUCUUCUGGUUCUCCCCAUAUUGUCAUUGUAAAUAUUGGUGACUCAAAGGUGACUUUGAACUUCAACGAAUUAUUUGACAAUAUAAGUGCAAAUUUAGAAGUUGUUACUAGCUCAUUGCAGUCAGGCUUGGCGAACGGUCAAAGCGUGGAUGCAUCAGCCUUCGAGGCGCAGCCUUAUAAUGGUUAUGUGCUCCGCGUGAAGAGUGAGGAAUAAGUGAACGCCAGAAAAGGCACACAACAAAGAUGGCGGCAUUAUUAUAAAACAGAGAAAUCUUCAAGUUAGUUGGUUACAAAAAAAUUUGAAAAAUAAAUUUAUUGCUUUCAAAAUGAA